AUGAAGUUCACUACUGUUCUGCUUUUAGCUCUGCCGGCCGUGUCUCUGGCCCAGACUGCACCACCCACACCCACACCCACAGGAAACCUCACUGUCUGCAAACAGCAAGCCGGCCCAUACGCCCAAUUCUGUGCCCGAUGCGAGCCGCAGUGCAACGGGCGCACCGGUACGGCUUAUUCGCAGUGUCUCUACUCCGUCUUCUCCGACAUCAACUAUAUCGAGAGCCUGUGUGAGGCUCACAACGGCAACAACUGUGAAAAUCAGUCCGUGGAUGACGUCUGCGGUCCUGCUUAG
Talaromyces proteolyticus is the source of this 294-nucleotide messenger RNA. RefSeq lists its product as uncharacterized. The record is from RefSeq and is a predicted model, not a curated record. NCBI's taxonomy places the organism in Eukaryota, Fungi, Ascomycota, Eurotiomycetes, Eurotiales, Trichocomaceae. The coding region runs from base 1 to 294 and encodes 97 amino acids. The transcript has 2 exons.